AGACAAAUAUUUUAACAAAGACUUUGCCACACAUUUGAACACAGUUUUUCCUGGACCCGCCACACAGGCCUUCCAAAUAAAUUCGCACAGUAUUCAAAGAGAGGACAAAUACGAUGGACUGCGAGUUUGUAGACGCAGUAUACUUGUACUAUUUGUGAAUAUAAUUAUUUAUUCAUGUACCUAUAUAAAAAUAAACUAAAAUCUCCGAUAUAGGGCAAGAUAAUAAUUUACUAGUUAUUCCGAUUCAGGCGACACUGAACAAAUUUCUAUCCUUAUGGCUUUUAUUUUUAGGUUUCCAUAUACACAAUCGGUUUUCCUUCAAGCAAUUCCAUAAAACUGAACUUUCCGCAAGUGUGGCAGGAUACGCAAAGUUUAAAACUUUGAACGCUGUGAUGUGUGGUCGAAAAACCGAUACCGAAUGCCAUGGCAAAUACGCAAACAUUUUAAAAAACUUUGCACUAAUACGCAAAUACCCGUGCUACACAUGUGUUCAAAUAUUUUUGUGAAGUGUGGCACAGUCAAUACAGUUUUGCGUUACAUUUCGUCAAAUAGAUGCUAAAUUAUUCUUAUAGGAAAUGGUUUGCGAUGGGCCAGAUCCUCCAGAGAACAAUCCUCACGAACUAAAUCCUCCCCCUAGACAUGAGUUAAUAAUGAAUGGCCAACAAGCCGACGAAAGUGAUGAAGAGAACGAGUAUUUUGGAUACGAGCCGUUGGCACAAGGGCCCGAGAUAACGCAUUCGGACCGCGAAAGUGAUGAAGAUGUACCGAACAAUGUGCCCCCGACAAAUAAUGUCCCGCCUAUAGAAAGCAUGGACAACAUAUUGACAAGAGAUGUAUGGAACACACCCAGAAAUUCUGACCCUAUACAGAUGGAUGGUGAAAGAGCACAGCAGGUUAUGUCAGCAAUGGCAAACUUCUCUCUACCUCCGACAUCUAUACCAGAAUGGGCUCAAAGUAUUUCAGAAGAACAAUGGAAGAAGACACUCUCAGACACAAUAGAAAAAAUUAAGAAUAAUAGAUAAGUUUAUAUGCUUAAUAUUAAUAUGGUUAGUGUACAUAUACAAUUAUAAGAUAAAUAUUAUUUAUAUUUCAAAUCUUAUUAUUUCCAAUGGCCUGAAUAAACUUAUCAAUUUAUUGAGGCUUAAUAAAAUAGGCCACAAUAGAACAGACACAGGAUAAUACAACUAAUAAUGUAAAUUGAUAAAAGAAGGUAAUAAUUAAUUUAAUUGAAUUAUUAAUAGAGUUUAUUUAUUUACAUAUUGCAUCUAAUUUUUUAUUGCAUAUAGACAUAGAUUAACCAAAUCGCAACACUCAUUAAUAUUUACUGUUUUCUUAAUAGUGCCCUAUUAUUUCUUUAGUGCAAUAAACUGGAUGUUGUA
Molecule: messenger RNA, 1379 nt
Organism: Manduca sexta (tobacco hornworm)
Lineage: Eukaryota; Metazoa; Arthropoda; Insecta; Lepidoptera; Sphingidae
Product: male-enhanced antigen 1
Exons: 4
Coding region: 576-1022 (148 amino acids)
Biological process (GO): spermatogenesis
Source: RefSeq, a predicted model, not a curated record